Lytechinus variegatus (green sea urchin) is the source of this 828-nucleotide messenger RNA. Its product is annotated as protein lifeguard 2-like. Gene Ontology annotation, cellular component: membrane. The record is from RefSeq and is a predicted model, not a curated record. NCBI's taxonomy places the organism in Eukaryota, Metazoa, Echinodermata, Echinoidea, Temnopleuroida, Toxopneustidae. The coding region runs from base 67 to 753 and encodes 228 amino acids. The transcript is spliced from 10 exons.
UUGAAUAGCAAUCUAGUAAGGAGUAACAUUGACGCUGCACAUAGGAUAUCGUCACAUUUGGUUACAAUGGAUUCCGAGUAUGGAGACAACUUUGAUUUUGUGGAGAAGGAGAUACGGCAUGCCUUCAUCAAAAAAGUUUAUGCAACACUGACCUUGCAACUGGCCAUCACAAUUGGAAUAAUUUGCCUCUUCUUCUUUGUUGAUGAAGUGAAGGAGUAUGCCCAGCAAAAUUACUGGUUGUUUUGGACUGCAUUCUCAUUAACUUUCGUCUUAAUCAUCGUUCUGGCAUGCGCCUCCGAUCUUCGCAGGCGCUCUCCGGCCAACAUCAUUUGUCUCAUGUUAUUUACAAUAUGUGAGGGCAUCCUGCUCGGACUGACAUGCACUUAUUAUGAAGGCACCGAGGUACUCCUUGCUAUCGGCAUAACAGGAAUCAUCACGCUGGCGUUGACUAUAUUCGCUUUCCAAACCAAGAUUGAGUUCACAUUCAUGGCUGGUACCCUAUACGUUCUGUUGAUUAGUCUCAUCAUGUUUGGAUUAUUUGCUGCUAUCUUCAGGUCUGAGGUUCUGUAUAUGUUCUACUGCGCAGCGGGAGCAUGUCUCUUCAGUGUGUAUAUUGUCUUCGACACUCAGCUUUUACUCGGGGGCAAACAUCGGUACUCCAUCUCACCCGAGGAAUACAUCUUCGCCGCACUCAACCUUUAUCUCGACAUCAUCAACCUCUUCCUUUUCCUUCUUCGACUCUUCGGCAAAUAAUAGACACGGCCUGGUAGCUAGUCUAUAGUGCUGUAUAACGAUUUGAAAUGGAGGGGGGGGUGGGGGGGGGGGGAC